AUGUCGUCUCCUCCACCGCUGCCUGCUCCUCCCAGAUCAUUGCCUUCUGGGGCGCCAUAUCAUAGCGGCGCAUGUCGGCAAGGUCGCCAGUGUAGGAACGGCUCUCUUCUCGAGUGUCUGUAUGGCCCUUCGAAUCUGGUCUAUGACCAAACCGCGCUCGCCCGCGGCAACUGGUUUCGACACGCGCGUUGGGUCACCAACAACGUCCGCACAGAUAUCGCCGUGGUGUGCCGGCGCACCCCCGAGGAUUUAGAGGGCUUAGUUCGCCGGGUACCUAUGCAAAUAGAGACGUUCGCCGCCGGCCGGGACUGGCAAGUUCUCGUGGUGGGAUGUCAGCUGAAACGCCGACCCUCCCAGGAGAGCAUGGUACAUUGGAUUAAAUGUCCUCGGAGCGAGAGCCUCUGCGGCGCAAAGGUCAAAGAAACGAACGAGAAUCUAUUUCCCUUGCAGGAGGCGGACCUUGCUUUCGCGCUGGAAAUGCUGGAGCGGUCGCCGCCGGCGACCACGGAGGAAAUCGUGCGGAACAUGGAGAUGAGGAUGGAUGUGCGCGCGUCACGGUGUACGUAUAUUAAGGAGCAGCAACAGAAACUGCAGGUUACGGAGGCGACACUCUCAUGGGGGCGGAUAUUCACCGCCGUCGCCCAUAACCUCACGCCGUUCUUGAAGCUGCGGAAGUGGACGAGUCCCUACGGCAGUGACCGUGGAGCGCGGAUGGUCUGCGCCACGCGAACGUAUCUCCUUGUGCAUCUGCUUGUUGCCUGUGCUGUUGUACUGCUCUGUGGCCGUGACCAUGGCUUGCGCAUGUUUGUCGGCCGUCUACGCAUACUACCCACUGCCAAAAUGGGUGAAGCUUGUCACGGACAUGCUGCUUGCAUUGAGUGCCGUCUGGUUCAACUCGAUUGA
This is a messenger RNA of Aspergillus pseudoviridinutans, 903 nucleotides long. RefSeq lists its product as uncharacterized. The transcript has a single exon. Bases 1 to 903 code for a protein of 300 amino acids. The record is from RefSeq and is a predicted model, not a curated record. Lineage: Eukaryota; Fungi; Ascomycota; Eurotiomycetes; Eurotiales; Aspergillaceae.